AUGAUCCACUUCGCCGCCUACUCCUACGUGCAAGACUCCUUCGAAGACCCGCGGGGGUUCACGCUCGGUGAUGUGGUGGCUACCCAGCGGCUGUUAGAGGCUAUAAGGCAUCAUAGCGAGGUCAGUCGGACUAGAAGGUUCAUUUAUGUUAGUACGGAUAAAGUGUAUAGUGAUGCGACGGGGAGGUUCGUAGAUGAGACGGAGCAAUUCAUGCCUACGAAUCUAUACUCGGCGUCGAAGGCGGCGGCUAAGAUGUAUGUUUCGGCGUACGCGAAGUCGUUCGAUAUUCCGGCGCUGGUGGUACGGAGCAACAACGUUUACGGGCCUUGCCUAAACGUGCGUCGCUACCUCUACGCGGCCGACGCAGCCGACGGUUUCGACACGCUCCUGCACAGAGGCAUCGUCAGCGAAGCGUACAACCUGAACUCGUCCUUCGCCGUCACCAACCUCGAAGUCGCAAUCCAUAUGCUUGAGAUCUUCGGGUAG
This is a messenger RNA of Bacidia gigantensis, 486 nucleotides long. RefSeq names its product putative secondary metabolism biosynthetic enzyme. The transcript is spliced from 2 exons. NCBI's taxonomy places the organism in Eukaryota, Fungi, Ascomycota, Lecanoromycetes, Lecanorales, Ramalinaceae. The coding region runs from base 1 to 486 and encodes 161 amino acids. The record is from RefSeq and is a predicted model, not a curated record.